This is a messenger RNA of Phycodurus eques (leafy seadragon), 8496 nucleotides long. RefSeq names its product monoglyceride lipase (gene mgll). Lineage: Eukaryota; Metazoa; Chordata; Actinopteri; Syngnathiformes; Syngnathidae. The transcript is spliced from 7 exons. The record is from RefSeq and is a predicted model, not a curated record. Bases 90 to 1103 code for a protein of 337 amino acids. Gene Ontology annotation, molecular function: lipase activity. Gene Ontology annotation, cellular component: membrane.
GGCAGCACCGAGCCUCCAUUUCAAGUGAACACAACAAGCCUUUUUAUUAUCGCCUGCGAAGGCAUACCAUAAAGAGACUUCCACGGGCAAUGCACUCCGCGACCGCCGCGACCUGCCUGCUCGCGGCCAGCCUCGGCUGCUUCCUGUACGGCCGCGAUGUCUUACUGUGGCCGCUCCGUGUCUUUCUGGCAGAGCCGUCCUCCAUGCCCGAGCCGGGGGCUGCUCCCAGGCGGAGCCCGCAGGGAGUUCCGUACACCGACCUGAAGCACAUGGUCAACGCCGAUGGACUGCACCUGUUCUGUCGCUACUGGGAGCCAGUCGGCCCGCCAAGGGCACUGGUGUUCAUCGCCCACGGGGCCGGGGAGCACUGUGGGCCAUACGAUGAGAUUGCAGAGAGACUGAAGGAGCUGUCCCUGCUGGUCUUUGCGCAUGACCAUGUUGGCCAUGGUCAGAGUGAAGGAGACAGAAUGAACAUAAAGGACUUCCAGAUGUACAUCCGAGACUCACUGCAGCACAUCGACUUGAUGAAGUCUCGCCACCCUGGCCUACCUGUCUUCAUUGUGGGUCAUUCAAUGGGUGGCGCUAUAUCCAUCCUUACAGCUUGUGAGAGGCCUACUGAAUUUACUGGAGUGGUUCUGAUUGGUCCCAUGGUCCAGAUGAACCCUGAUGCAGCCACACCAUUUAAGGUUUUCCUGGCCAAGGUUUUGAAUCACAUGCUGCCCAAUUUUACUCUGGGCUCCAUUGAGUCCAAAUGGGUCUCACGGGACAAGAAACAGGUUGAGGCUUAUGACGCCGACGAGCUGAACUACCAUGGAGGGAUGCGUGUGUCGUUCGGCCUGCAGCUAAUGGGGGCGGUGGAUCGCAUCGAGAGGGAGAUCUCGUCUAUCAGCUGGCCCUUCCUGCUCCUGCACGGUGACUCUGACAAGCUCUGUGACAUCCGAGGCUCCAAAAUGAUGUUUGACAAGUCUCCCAGCUCAGACAAGAAACUAAAGGUCUACGAGGGAGGCUACCACGCCCUUCACCACGACUUGCCGGAGGUGUCGGAGUCCGUGCUGAACGAGGUGACCGGAUGGAUCACAGAGCGCCUUCCCAACACCACAUAGCCAUCACUACAAGGCUUGUAGACUUGCGUAACGUAGAGAGGCCAGUCAAAACUCCAAGGAAACCACAUUCUUAAAAAUAUACUGUACAAUAUAUAGCGCUAUGGUUUAACUAACAGUCAGCCUAAACCAUACUGGUUGAAAAUAGAUGUACAAGUUCAAGUUGCAGUAUGCUCAGGUUUGUCGUGCAAUAAUGACCUUUAUUUGUUUGGGCAUAUAAUGUCAGUUGUCCUCAUCAGCUUUCCCCAGAUGAAUGUAUUACAAAUGACACAUGAAACUUGAUAGAAAUUCCAAAUCCUCUCCUCCACAUUUCCUGGUCAUAAUUAGUUUUAUGCAAAUAUUAGUUCAUAUACUUUAUUGAAUAGGGGAUGUGCUAAGGAAAAAAAAAGGUUUGUGUAUCUAGUUUUUAUUUUUAUUGUGAGAUGCCAUUAUUGGCUAUUUUCUUCAUUUGUCAAUGAAUCAUGCAUGAAUGGCAUAAUUUUACAUAAUUUUGGCAAAUCCAAAAUUUGGAUGAACUCCACAAUACACACUGGGAAUUAAUCUGGUGAAUGACAGUGUUUUGUUUUUUUAAAUAAGAGACAUCUGACAGGUGUCCCCUUAGAAUCCACUUAAUAUAUACUCGUUGCUCAUGCUGAUCUACACAUUAAAAGUCCAUAUUUAAUGUGAUGUAACUGAGAAGAUUCCUGCAAAACUGAAAAGAGAUUAAUUUCUGGAUAUCUUUUCUUAACUAUAUUUACCUGUUCUUUUUUACACGGACUCCAUCAAACCUUCAAAGAGUCUGAUAUGUUUUCCCCUUUGUUUGAUUGAGUUGCCAUGGUGACAGGCAGGCUUUGUCCAUACCAUCAGCAAGGCCACUUUUUCCAGCGCAGCCUCACCCAUGCUGCCUGUAGUGGCCAGUAUCCUACAUGGAUUUGCUCAUGCAAAGUCAAAUGAUUGCUGUCCUCAACUAGAUCGCUCUUGAAAGGUGUGUAAAUAAGGCCACAAAUUAUAUAAUCUUGUUAUUUACCCAUGAUACACCCUCUUAGCAGAUUUUGUGAAAGUCAGACCUAUUAGUCUAAGCAUAAACCUUCUAAUUGACUAGUGAAAAAAGUUAAUUGUGCAUAAAAUACACAAAUAUUUUGAUAAUUGAUUUUAUAAUGCAAUUAUAUGCUCAUUACAUAAUAUUAAUACAAACUACAAAUAACUUAAAAAACAAAUGAAAACAAUUUAAAAACUAAAUAUUAAUUCAGACAAAUAAUAAAAUGUGAUGAACCCUAAAAUCAUAACAAUGCUGUAUAUGAUAAAAAAAAAUUCAUCUUGAGGUUGCUUGAAAAUCAUUAGAUAAGCACGUUCACGACUGCGGGUAGAGCACACACAUGCAUUAUACAGACCUGAAUGGAUUUGGUACAAGAGACUGAGAGGUUUCGGUGUUUCUAAAUGAUCAAAAAACGCGGUCCGUCACAUGACAAGAGUGCAUUUUACCGCACAACAUUAGCAUAUCAUCACCGCUGGGGGGCGGGGAGUGAUUGAGUGGAAGAAGAGGAGAUGGUCGCUGGUCGUAACCAUGGCAGCACUUUUUCUUUUUUUUUUUUAAACAUCCCAUUAAUUGUACAGCAUGCGAAACAGAGGAUGCUGCGCUUUUAGGCCCUGCUUUGUUCUACUGACGCUUGGAGGAGUUUCUUUUGUUUGAGCUUUGAUAGAUGAGCAAGGAUAGUGAGCAUCAUUGGUACACAGUGUAAUGACAGUAACAGACACUGAAUUCAAAUCAGGUUGCUAUGCUGUUUGAGCUAAAAUCCACAUCUCUUUUCAGAUUGAACAUCCAUCCAUCCAUUUUCUACACCGCUUAUCCUCACUAGGGACGCGGGUGGGCUGGAGCCUCUCCCAGCUAAUUGUGGGCUGGAGGCGGGGUACACCCUGAACGGGUUGCCAGUCAAUCGCAGAGCACAUUUAAACAAACAACCAUUCACACUCACAUUCAUACCUAUGGACAAGUUAGAGUCUUCAAUUAACCUACCGUGCAAGUUUUUGGGAUGUGGGAGGAAACCGGAGUAUCCGGAGAAACCCCACACAGGCACAGGGAGAACAUGCAAACUCCACGCAGGCGAGGCCGGAUUCGAACCUGGGUCCCAGGAACCCUGUGAGGCAGAUGUGCUAACCAAUUGUCCACUGUGCCGCCCAGAUUUGACAUAUGCAGACAAUAUACAUUUCCUCUUAAACAUCUGUGUCAAUAUCCACAUGUAACAAUUGUUGCUAGGCAGAGUUUGUGUGGCAACAUUAGCCAGCAGAGCCUGCAACUAAUACUAAUGGGUGCAGCAACAUAAAAUAGAAUUGCUCAGAUUUUCCCCUGGUCUUGUCACAAGAUAGUAUCAGAAUCAGAAUCAUCUUUAUUUGCCAAGUAUGUCCAAAAAACACACAAGUAAUUUGUCUCCGGUAGUUGGAGCCGCUCUAUUACGACAACAGAAAUUUACAGAACACUUUGGAGACAGAAAGACAUUGACAAAAAGAAAACAGUCACUGAGCAGUAAAGGGUUGCUAGUUAUCUGGUAAUGCCGGUACAUUUUUUUUUUUUUUUUUUUUGGACAAUUGUGCAAAAAGAUGCAGAGUCCUCUAGCACUUAGAGCAGUUCAAAUGACUAAUAUUGCAAUAGUCCGGUGCAAUGACCAUUGUGGAAAGGGCGCUGAGACUUCAAGGAGUGUAUGCGGUUUAAAGUGACGAGUAGUGCGAUAAUCUGGGACAAUGUUGGUUGUGCAAAUGUUACAGAUACUCCUCAAUCAGUGUGCAAAUGGAGCAGAUGCUACUCUGGCAUGAGUGGCCAGUAUAUGCAAAUAGUGCAGCAUGGCGAGACAACUACAGUGAGUGCACGAGUAAUACAUAAUUGGCCCCGCAGAAAUGUGACAACGAACUCAAGUCAAAAAAUUUCCAGCAUGUUGUAAUGGAAUUGUAGGUCAGGUGUUUAAGAAGUUGAUCGCAAGAGGGAAGAAGCUGUUGGAAUGUCUACUAGUUCUAGUUUGCAUUGAUCGGUAGCGCCUACCUGAGGGAAGGAGCUGGAAGAGCUGGUGACCGGGGUGCGGAGGGUCCGAGAGGAUUUUGCAUUCCCUUGUCUUAGUUCUGGCAGCGUGCAAGUCCUCAAUGGUGGGUAGUGGGGUACCGACAAGCCUUUCAGCAGUUUUGAUUGUCCGUUGCAGUCGGAGUCUGUCCUUUUUUGUAGCAGCACCAAACCAGACUGUGAUGGAAGAACACAGGACUGAUAGGAUGACCGCUGUGUAGAACUGUCUCAGCAGCUCCGGUGGCAGGCCUUGUUCCUUGGCAAAACCCGGGGGCACGAUUAGCUCGACAUAAAGCCCAGCAACAGAAAAUGAGUAUGGUCACUUGUUGCUCGGAAGAAUUCGUUAGCACAAUUAGCUACAGUCCCCUCCCAAAAGUAUUGGAGCGGCAAAGUCAAUUCAUUUGUUUUUGUUGUAUACUGAAGACAUUUGGGUUUCAGAUUAAAAGAUGAAUAUGAGACAAACGUUCAGAAUUCCAGCUUUUAUUUCAUGGUAUUUACAUCUAGGUGUGUUAAACAAAUCAGGAGAGCACAUUUUGUUUGAACCCACCCACUUUUCAAGUGAGCAAAAAUAUUGGAACAUGUGACUGGUGGUUUUUUUGUAGUUGCUCAGGUAUUGCCUUUUAGAUUUAUUACUUAAACAUUAGAUAGUGCUUGUUUUUGGCUUUGGGUUUCACUUGUGAAAACUGCAUUUUCUCUUAAGCAAACAUGAAGACCAGAGAGCUGACAAUGGGUGAAAAGCAAACCAUUUUGAAGCUGAGAGAAGAGGGAAAAUCGAUCAGAGCUAUUGCACAAACAUUGGGCAUAGCCAAUACAGCAAUUUGGAAUGUUCUGAAAAAGAAAGAAACUACUGGUAUACUGAGCAACAGACAUUGAACAGGUCACCCAAGGGUAUCAACAGCAGAUGAUGACAGAAACAUUGUGAAAACUGUAAAGAAACACCCAAAGGAAACAGACGUGACAUCACUACCAACCUCACAGGGCAGGGGUGAAGGUAUCACAAUCCACAGUUCGAAUAAGACUUUGAGAGAAUAAAUAUACAGGCCAUACCAGAAGAUGCAAAUCACUCAUCAUAAGAAAGAAUCGGAAGGCCAGAUUGGAUUUUGCAAAGACGUACCGAGAUGAGCCACAAAGGUUUUGGAACAAAGUUUAAUGGACUGAUGAGACCAAGAUGAACUUUUACCAAAGUGAUGGAAAGGCCAAAGUAUGGAGAAAGAAAGGAUCUGCUUAUGAUCCAAAACACACAAGCUCAUCUGUGAAGCAUGGUGGAGGUAAUGUCAUGGCUGCUUCUGGAGCGGGCUCACUAGUAUUUAUUGAUGAUGUAAUUCAUGAUGGUAGCAGCAGAAUGAGUUCUGAAGUCUACAAAACCAUUAUGUCUGGCAAUUUACAGAAAAAUGCAUCCAAACUAAUCGGGAGAAGCUUCAUCAUGCAACAAGACAAUGACCCAAAACACACUGCCAAAACAACAAACGACUUCAUCAGGGGGAAAAAAGGGGAAGGUCUUAGACUGGCCAAGUCAAUCACCGGAUCUUAACCCAAUAGACCAUGCAUUUUACCUCCGGAAGAGGAGACUGAAGGGAGAAACCCCCAGAAACAAUCAAGAACUGAAAGAGGCUGCAGUCAAGGCUUGGAAAAGCAUUUCAAAUGAAGAAUUCAAUGGGUCGCAGGCUUGAUGCAGUUAUUGCAAGUAAGGGUUAUGCCACCAAAUAUUAAAUGUUAUUCACUUUAAGUUAAUUUAAUCAUCUAUGUUCCAAUACUUUUGUUCACUUGAAAAGUGGGUGGCUUAAAAAAAAUGUGCUCAGUCCUGAGUUAUUUAACAAACGUAUCGGUAAAUACCGUGAAAUAAACGCUGGAAUUCUGAACUUUUGUCUCACUGAAACCCAAAUGUCUUCAGUAUACAACAAAAACAAAGGAGUUGACCUUGCCGUGCUUUUGGAGGGGACUGUCACUAACAGAUUGCUUGCUCAGAUUUUUUUCCCCAUGUUAUGGCACACAUUUGUAUUGGUCGCUUGUUCCUAGGCAGAGUUCGUGGGGGACCACCAACCAGCAGACCCAGCAACACAGACAAUAAUUGGCCAUGUCAAAAAAUUUUAUUGGUUGCUUAAUUGUGUAAAAGAUUCCGUGGGACACAAUAAGAUAGCAAGAAGCAACACUGAAAGUAACUGGUCACAUCAUACACACACAUUGCUUGGGUCCAUUUGUUGCAAGGUAUAAUUGCUGGCCACUAGAGGCAAUGCUGCCUCUAGUGGCCAGUGUCCUACAUGGAUUUCCUCGUGCAAAGUCAAAUGAUUGCUGUCCUCAACUAGAUCGCUAUUGAUAGGUGUGUAAAUAAGGCCACAAAUUAUAUAAUAAGCCACCUUAUUAUAUAAAUGUAAGAUUAUCUUAUUAUUAUCUUAUGCCACCUUUUGGUAGGCAGAAUGCCCCCCCCCCCCCCCCCCCCCCAAAAAAGCUGAAAAGUAAUGGCUGUUACCCAGUCCCACUCCCCAUUCUGUUUUGUUGGCAACUUUAGGUAAAAGGUCAUGGUUGCCCCCACACAGCAGAGAAAGGACAGGGAGAGUAUGCACAAGACAGUCAGACACCUGCCAUGGAAUUUACUCCAAAAAAUACUUUCUUUAUGAGACAAGUUUAUUUUUAACUGAUUAACUAUUGUUGUAUCAGAACGAAUGUAUCAAGCCUGUUUUGACAGCAGAAACCAUCUACUGGCUCAGUUACAGAUCAUAAGAUGGUGAACGUAUAUCAGAAUCAAUCUUUAUUUGCCAAGUGUGUCCAAAACACACAAUGAAUUUGUCUCCGGUAGUUGGAGCCGCUCUAGUACAACAGACAGUCAAUUUACAGAACACUUUGGGGACAUAAAGACAUUGACACGAAAGUUGGUGACAGAAAGUCCGGAGUAGCCUCCUUGAUGGUUAGCAGGUCUCCCCUUGUGUAAGUGAGUCGUGUAAGGUCUCCAAAGACGGACGAAAAACACCAAAACAAAGACAAUACUAGAGAGCGCGUUACCGAGGCGACCACACUGUCUACCUGUUCACAUUCACUUUUAUAAACUAUACAAGCAUGAUCUUUUUUUUUUUCAGCUUUGCCAUGCUUAGAAAUUAGCCAUGAAUAAUUAAUGUUCUGUUACAUAGUAUAUACAGGUUGUAUGUAAACAAGAGUACCCAUUUAUACAUAAAAACCAACAAGACUGUUAAGUAUCCUUAUAUAGUCUCUUAUAUUAGAUAAGAAAUAUAAUUUUAUGUACUUGGGAAAUUACUGAAUGGUUUGCAGCAGAAGUCAGUCGUGCUGAUUUAUUUUCUCAACCAUGACUUUAUGAUAUUUUUUUUUUUUUUUUUUUUUUUUUUUUUUUUUUUUUAAGUGUGAAGGACCUUGAUGGGUAAGCGGAACGGAAGAUGAAUGAAUGGACCUUGAUGGGUGAGAUUCCAAAAUAGUGUAAUUUAAUGGCAGCAUACCUUUCUGAUCUGGGCUGCAAAAUGUUAAUAUAUUUUCCUGUUCUAUUUAUGAGAACCUAAACUAUAAUAAUCUUAACAUCACUAGUGGGGCAUUUUGGAAAGUGUACUGUUUUUUUAACAAGAUUGGUUUAUUUUUAAUGGGUGUUUUUGUGAAAAACUAACACUGUACAAUAGCAGUGCUAAUAAAAUAUUUUUUGGGGGGGGAGUUACAAUUAUUUACAGGCUAGUUACUGAUUAAAUUUUCAGGAUAAUGCACUUUUUUAUACCUUGUAUCACAAGUGUAAUUUGUAACUUUUUAACGUGGGAGCUGGUUCUAUGCUGUCCCAACAAAUGUAUGACCAUGUGUGUCAUGAAAUUGCCUAAAGUUUUUUAAUGUUCAGUGUUUAAAUCAACAUUGCAUUUUGCAGAUUGUGAUUCUUAAAAAACAAAAACAAACAUAAAAAACGUUGGGACUUUUCUCUUCUUGGCAUGUUUUGCUUAAUUCCAAACCCUGCAUGCUGGGACAAAUGUAACAACAAAUGUAAAGUUUUCAGGAAAGGAACUCAUUUGCAUGUAUGUGAUAAUGAAAUUGACAUCGAUUGAGCCCAAAAACUUACUGUAGUUCAAAAAUAGUUUCUGACCACUGCAUUGUGUUUCUGAGAAAUUAAGGACAACGGGACCUUAUAUUGUAUUCUUUUAUGGUGUGUAGUGUUGUCUGUGCCUUAUUGAUAUGACACCAUGACCAAGUGUGAGCAUGUUGGUGCAAUAACCUCUAAAUCCACCAGGCUGUGUUUGAUGAACACCUAUGUAGUUUAACAGAUUGGUUACUGUUACUAUUGUCCAUCCGUCUGUCACUGCACCAAGUAUAUUCCUAAAUAAGUGUAUUUGUCUAAGAUCCUCUUUUUAUGUGUCCUAAAAUAAAUAAAUAAAUGAGCACUUUUGCUGUAAA